AUGCCUACAAGAAAUACUUCUAAAAGUGAGAAUGAAACACUAAGUAGAUCCCAAAAUUUGACAGAGAGCUUGCAGAGUGUAACUCCAGUGAAGAAAGCCACAUUCCCAACAACAGCCAGAAUCAGUUUGGAGACUGCAGGAAAGUCGUUCACAGCAAAAGGCGACUCUUCGUCGCCUGUUCUCUCUCACCUGGCCAGUCCCAGUCCAGCAUCUCAAACAGAUGUUGAUGCUUCUGCAAACACUAAAAUCGAGGAAGAGGAUCUUCUAACGGGUUUGAAAGAUACACUAAAUAGCUCACCACCCAUCAUAAAAGAAACUAUGGAGUCAGAUGGAGGAGAUGACUAUAGCCCUUACGAAAUGACACCUAAUUCCAGAUACAACCCAGACCUUCUGGAGAUGCCAGAAGAUGAUGACUCUGACACCAUCAGUAAUUACAACGAGGAGAUCAAGACACUUGAUGAGAAGAUAAAAAGUGUUUCUGUCUCAGGGUUGGAAGAAGAAGAAGACAGCCAUUUCUUUUUUCAUCUGGUCAUAGUUGCCUUCUUAGUAGCUGUUGUUUAUGUCACCUAUCACAACAAGAGGAAGAUCUUCUUGCUGGUGCAGAGCCGAAGGUGGAGGGAUGGUCUGUGCUCUAGGACAGUGGAGUAUCAUCGUUUAGAUCAAAACGUUAACGAAGCGAUGCCUUCCCUGAAAAUAACGAAUGACUAUGUAUUUUGAAAGCACUGUGAUUUGAGUUUGCUGAACUUAUCACUCUUUGCCUGCCCAGUCAUGUAAUGAUAUUCAGGUAUUCUAAAUAAGCUGCUUGUACGGAAAUGAGAUGUACUCUCUUUGACCUGGAUGUUUUGGAGAAUAAAUCUCAUGAAAGAUCCAAGGGCAUGAUACAUCUGUUUGCUACUUUGGUCAGGUUUUAUAUCAACUGUAAAGAUACAGAGUUUAAUAAUUAGUGCUCUUUCCAUUCAUUAAGCAUCAUCCCUUCUGUCUGGAGCAGUCUUAAUACUUGUAUUAGGAAAAUAUAAGCAUAAAAUAUUUUAGGUCUAAUAAAUUAAUGACUUUGGCAUCACUAAAUCAAAUUAAUCUCUUUGCUAAUCACUUAUAUGGUUCAUAAGUUGCACUAUAUUGCAAACUUAAAAUAUAAUUAUUUUAUCGAUGCUUAAAUCCUGAUGCUGCAAGUCUUUCAUCUUGUUUUUUUUCUGAUUCUGUUUU
Acanthisitta chloris (rifleman) is the source of this 1203-nucleotide messenger RNA. RefSeq names its product chromosome unknown open reading frame, human C5orf15. Lineage: Eukaryota; Metazoa; Chordata; Aves; Passeriformes; Acanthisittidae. The transcript has 3 exons. Bases 1 to 717 code for a protein of 238 amino acids. The record is from RefSeq and is a predicted model, not a curated record.